This is a messenger RNA of Kwoniella botswanensis, 597 nucleotides long. RefSeq lists its product as uncharacterized. Bases 1 to 597 code for a protein of 198 amino acids. The record is from RefSeq and is a predicted model, not a curated record. NCBI's taxonomy places the organism in Eukaryota, Fungi, Basidiomycota, Tremellomycetes, Tremellales, Cryptococcaceae. The transcript is spliced from 3 exons.
AUGUCUGACCAAUACUCUGCCGCCUCUUCCGCUUCUCCCUCUCUCACCGAGAAGCUCACCACCCUUCGAGCUUUCUUCAAGGCUCAAAAGGCUGUCAUUCUCACCACUCGAGAUUCUGAUGGAUCCCUCCACGCUCGAGUGAUGGCUGUUGCCGAGAUCACCCCCGAUUGGAAGUUUAGGUUCAUCUAUGACAAGGAGUCACACAAGGAUGUGGAAGUACAACAAGAUUCCCACGUCAACAUUGCCGUUGACGGUACUCAAAAUAACACCGGCUGGGCUUCCAUCGCCGGUAAAGCCAGUCGAAUCGAAGAUCACGCAGUAGUCGAGAAGCUCUGGAACCCAACUAUCAAAGCCUGGUUUGCCGAUAAAGGUGACGGAGUCCACGAUGGUUCGCCUUCUGAUCCUCGAGUGGUAGUCUUCGAAGUUAAAGUAGAUGAGAUCCGACACUUCCACCAAGAAAAGACAACCCUCGGUACCGUGGUGGAUGUCAUCUCUUCCACCAUCUCAGGCUCGACUGCUACUCCCGGUUCAAUCAGAACGAUCACCGGGGAGGAGAUUGCAGGUGCUUGGGCAAGAAACGAACUCAAAGAACCUUAA